AUGGCUUUCCUUGUUCUUGUAUACAGCAAUGCACGCAGUGCUACAUCGUUGAUCAUCUUUCAAUCUGACAAAGAAAAAGCUAUUCUGUUUGAUCUAAUUGAUUACAUGCAGGUUAAGAGAAGCAAGUGCAUGUUGAUCAUGAUGGAAGGUUCAGAAAGCUUCACUGACACUGUGCUUUCUUGGUCUCUUGAAGACAUAUGUAAUGAAAACCUUUACAAGCACCAGGAGGACACUCGAGCUCAACUGCAAUGCAGGAUCGGAACCAUGUAUAAAGCACCAUUUGGUAAAGUAAUUUCUAUACAAGAAUCCAAUCCGCAUGGAACAAAGCAAUACAAUGUCAAAGUUGAUUCUUGGAGAAACAGUGUCAGUAAGGAAUGCAAAACUAGGCCUGGGGAUCUUUUUAUUUUGGCAGAUGCUAAAGCUGAAAGUGUUUCUGAUUUACAAAAGGAAGGGAGAUCAUUGGUGUUUCUAAUAGCCAUUGAAGUAUUCCCAAAGAGUAGGAGUGAGGAUGAUGGUACUUCUCUUCAUUUUAAGGCCAGAACAUCAAAAAAGUUUGACGUCAACAGUGGCAUUCCGACAUCAUUGUUUAUCAUUUUCUUAGAGAACAUAGGCCCAAACAUAAGAAUAGACAAAGCUAUGCACAUGUGCACAAGUGCUAGAUGGAGGUUAUUCUACUCCUUAUCAUCUGGGGUGGUGAAUCACUUGCUCUCUGACCGUGAGGGUAGAGAGUUGGUUCUCCCAUUUGAAGUUACUGACGAAGAAAUGGAGGCCAUACUUUACAAUAGAAGUACCUUCAUAGCUGGGCGAUCAGGCACUGGGAAGACCACUGUUUUAACAAUGAAGUUAUUUCAGAAGGAACAGUAUUACAAUAUGGCAGAGGAAGGAUUGUCUGCUGUCGAGCAGAGUUCUGGAGGUUUUAAUGCAACUGUUUUACGCCAGAUAUUUGUAACAGUUAGUCCAAAACUCUGUAUUGCCGUUAAGCAACAUGUUUCAAACUUGAAAAGUUUUGCUUCUGGUGUUAGCUGCCAUUCAGCUGAAUUCGGCUCGAUCGGUGAUCAGGAUGAUUGUGAUGAUACAAAAGCAGAAUUCAGGGAUCUCCCGAAUUCUUUUCUUGAUAUUCCUUCCAAGUGCUAUCCUCUUUUCAUAACAUUCCAUAAAUUUUUAAUGAUGCUGGAUGGAAGUUUGAGUAAUUCAUACUUUGAAAGACUCCUUGACAACCUAAAACUAUCUCGUAGUCCACUACAAAGUUCAAGAUCAACUUUGCUGAAAAGCUUUAUGAGGACAAAGGAGGUCAAUUACGAAAGGUUUUGUUCAUCAUAUUGGCCUCAUUUUAAUAUGAAGUUAACGAAGCGGCUUGAUGCCUUGAGAGUCUUUACGGAGAUUAUUUCUCAUAUCAAAGGUGGUCUUAGAGCUUUGGAAGCAGGUGAUGGAAAACUCAGUCAGUCGGAUUAUGUGAAAAUGUCCGAGUGCCGGGCUUCCAAUUUAUGCCAGAAAGAGAGAGAGAUAAUAUAUGAUAUUUUUCAGGCAUAUGAGAAAAUGAAGACAAGAAAUGGUGAAUAUGAUAUUGCUGAUUUUGUAAUUGAUAUUCACCGUCGGCUCCAACGUGAGAAAUAUAAGGGUGAUGAAAUUAAUUUUGUGUACAUCGAUGAGGUACAGGAUCUAACGAUAAGUCAAAUCAUGCUGUUCAAGCAUAUAUGCAGUAAUGUUGAGGAGGGUUUUGUUUUUUCGGGUGAUACGGCCCAAACCAUUUCAAAGGGUAUUGAUUUUAGAUUCCAAGAUAUACGGCAUCUGUUCUACAAGAAGUUUGUCUUGGAUUCAAGAAGCAAUGAGCAUAACCAAAGGAAUGACAAAGCAGAAAUCUCAAAAAUAUUUCAUUUGUCUCAAAACUUCCGCACACAUGGUGGUGUACUGAGGUUAUCACAGAGCAUAAUUGAUCUACUUUGUCAUUUUUUCCCCGAAGCUAUUGAUAGUCUGAAUCCUGAAACAAGUCCAAUACAUGGGGAAUCUCCAGUUUUGCUUCAAUCUAGAGAAAAUGAAGAUAUGAUCGUAAAGUUAUUUGGGAGUAGUGCUACUAAUUUUGUUGGAUUUGGAGCUGAGCAGGUCAUCUUGGUGCGUGAUGCUAGUGUUCAAAAGGAAAUUUCUAACCCUGUUGGGAAACAAGCUCUUGUUCUUACUAUUGUGGAGUGCAAGGGGCUCGAGUUCCAGGAUGUACUUUUGUACAAGUAUUUUGGGUCAUCACCCAUAAUAAAUGAAUGGAGGCUGAUAUAUAAUUACAUGAAGGAACAUGAUUUGCUUGAUCCCACUUUACCUAAGCCAUUUCCAACCUUUGACAGGGCGAAACACAAUUUCUUAUGCUCUGAACUGAAGCAACUAUAUGUUGCUAUUUCACGUACAAGAAAGAGAUUGUGGAUUUAUGAGGACAUGGAAGGUCUCUGCAAUCCCAUGUUUGACUAUUGGAUAAAGAAAAGUCUUGUACAAGUGAGGCAACUUGAUGAUUCCUUUGUAGAAAAUAUGAAAGUUUCAAGCAGUUCAGAGGAAUGGAAAUCGCGUGGCAUGAAGCUAUAUCAUGAGCGUAAUUAUGAAAUGGCUACUAUGUGCUUCCAAAAUGCACAUGAUACUUACUGGGAAAGAAGGUCAAAAGCAGGCGGCCUCAAAGUUAUGGCUUACUGUAUGCAAACAUCAAAUCCUGAAGAGGCUAAAUCAAUUCUUAGGGAAGCAGCUGAAAUUUUUGAAGAUGUAGAGAUGGCAAGUUCUGCUGCCCAGUGCUUUUUUGAUUCAGGGGAUUACGAGAGAGCAAGUAUGAUUUACAAACACAAAUGUGGUAAACAAGCACGUGAAAAAGCUGCGGAAUGCUUCUUUCUGGCAGAAUGCUAUGAAUCUGCUGCAGAAAUAUUUCAAUCCAUAGGCAAGGCAGAGUCUGCUGCAAGAUGCUAUUACAAAUUGCGGGAGAAUGAAAGGGCAGGGACUAUUAAUUUGAAAAGCUCUGGUGAUGAACCUGGACUGAAAAGAGCUAGGAAGGCACGUGAGGCUGUCGCCAAGUCUGGCCACGACAAUGAGGCAGGAAACGGUGACAGUAAAGCUAUGAAUCAGAAGUUGGGCGGAGGGAAGCUGCCGACCGGCACUCCCUCGUUGGCAGGGACUAUGACUUUGGAAAGCUCUGGUGUUGAACUUGGACUGAAAAGAGCUAGGAAGGCAGGUGAGGUUUUCGCCAAGUCUGGCCACGACAUUGAGGCAGGAAAAGGUGACAGUAAAGCUAUGAAUCAGAAGUCGGGCAGAGGGAAGCUGCCGACCGGCACUUUCUCGCUGGCUUGGUCUGGCGUCGUCGUCGUCUCGCUUCUCGCUGGAGCCUUCGUCGUCCACAGUGUCUACAAGCUCGAUCUUUGGUCUAAAAAUCGACCUAGGAGGCGUUAG
Molecule: messenger RNA, 3411 nt
Organism: Rosa rugosa (rugosa rose)
Lineage: Eukaryota; Viridiplantae; Streptophyta; Magnoliopsida; Rosales; Rosaceae
Exons: 10
Coding region: 1-3411 (1136 amino acids)
Molecular function (GO): protein binding; ATP binding
Source: RefSeq, a predicted model, not a curated record